GAAUCAAUGAAACUUAUCAAAGCGGCUCUCUGGUUUUGUCGCUCCGCCGCGAAGAUAAAAGCGUUUCAGAUGAAGAAUGUGAGGAGAUCGGAAGAUCAGACCUCACAAGACAUCAGUCCGCCUGAUCUCGGGUCUUUAUGAUCGGAGGAGAGCUCGUGAAAGUCUCUCUGUAAGAGGCAACAGGCGACUGAAACGGCAAUGAUUUACAUCGCAACCACAGGAUGGACUUAUUUAUCUGGGAAUGAAUGCUGUUUUUAAUGUCAGAGAAGUGAAGGCCUGUAUAUUGAAAGGCUGAAGUCAUGGCGUACUGCGUCCAGCUCUGGAGAAUCUGGCUGCUGGUUCCACUGGCUCUGGAUCAUCUCGCUCUCGCUGAAGAUCUCAAGCCCACAAGAUGGCCUCUUUACCCUCAGAAGCCCGUGGUUCUGGUCUGGAACGCCCCGACAGAAGACUGCAGGCCUCGGCACGACGUCCGCCUCCGGCUCGAUCAGUUUCAGAUCGUGGCCUCUCCGAACGAAGGCUUCACCAAGCAGAACCUCACCAUGUUCUACAAAGACCGCCUGGGCCUGUAUCCGCACUUCCGGGACGGCGUGGCUGUCAACGGCGGGCUCCCGCAGAUCGCCAGCCGAACGCACCACAAAGAGAGGAUGCCGGAGGGGAUCGAGAAGUACAUCCGCGACCCGUCCGCGCGAGGCCUGGCCGUCAUCGACUGGGAGGAAUGGCGUCCCAUUUGGAUACGGAAUUGGGACGCUAAAGGGAUUUACAAGAGCCAGUCGGAGUUCUUAGUGGCCCAAAAAAACCCGAGCUGGUCUCAAACGCUGGUAAAAAAAGUCGCCCAGCAGGAGUUCGAGAUGUCCAGCCGCCUGUUCAUGCUGGAGACGUUACAGCUGGCCAAAAGCUUGCGUCCCAACCAGCUCUGGGGCUUCUACCUCUUUCCCGACUGCUAUAACCACGACUACCGACACAGUCUGGAGAACUACACGGGACGCUGCCCGGAUGCGGAGAGGGCCCGGAACGACCAGCUGAAGUGGCUGUGGACUGAAAGCACGGCUCUGUUCCCGUCCGUAUACAUGAAGUCCGUGUUGCGUUCGACUUCCUCCGGUCGCCAGUUCGUCCGAAACCGUGUGAAAGAGGGGAUGAGAUUGGCAUCGGUGGGCGAGGGAUUGGCGCGUCCUGUUUUUGUCUACAGCCGGCCUACGUAUGACGGAGAGCUGGAGCUGCUGACAGAGAUGGAUUUGGUGUCCACCAUUGGAGAAAGUGUGGCUCUGGGCGCAGCUGGUAUUGUUUUCUGGGGUGAAGCUGCUUACGCCAGCAGCAAGACCAUUUGUACCAGUUUGAACCAGUACUUGCAGGGUCCUCUGGGCCGUUACCUCCUCAACGUCUCCACAGCGGCCGAGCAGUGCAGUCGCUUUCUGUGCAGCUCUCACGGCCGCUGUCUGCGCAGGCGUCCGGACACGGACACGUAUCUGCAUCUUGACCCCCAGACGCACGAGAUAGUAGACCAGGGGGGCGAACUGCGCGUGAAGGGAGACGUGAGCCCGGAAGGGCGGCGGCGGAUGAGCGAUGACUUCCAGUGCCAGUGUUUUAGCGGCUAUCAGGGCGAGAGGUGUGAUCUCGAGGACCCUCUUCAGCAGCGAGGAGACGGACACGCACCCAAAGCAUUACGGAUUCUCCUCCUCGCUCCAUUGCUGAUGCAUUUACUGACCUGAGCGGUGCCAUAGACUUGAACUCGUUUCCUUGCUUAUGAAAUGUUCGGCUGGUCAGUGCGAUCCAAAUGCUGUCGUCGUGGGUGAGCUUGAAAUCGAAAUGUAUAUAUCCAACCACAGGAAACUGAGUUCCUUGAAGUUUUAAAUAAGCACUUUUGGUUUUUGCUCAUGCAACACUCGAGGCAGAUGCAACAGGAAAAUCGAAUGAACGUUUGUGAUUAACCGAUGAGUGCAUUCAUUCAGAAGAAGCUUUGAGCAAUUUGGUUUAAAGUGCCUGUCUUGGUUUGAGUGUAGAUUUGAGCUAUGACUAUAAAGAUGUUGGUUAUCUAACUCUACAGCGUGGGCUGUAGGCAUCAUAUGUAGUUAAGGAAAUACACGUGUGUGUGUGUGAUUCAAACAGGAUCUGAGUAAGCCUUAAAGACGCAGCUCAGCCUAAAAUGAAUAUUCUGUCAUUAGUUAUAUCUUUUAUAUUGAAGUAUUUUCCUAAAAGACUGAGGAUAUAGUAUGUGAGCUGUGCAAACCACUUUUAAUGUUUAAUAAUAUGUGAGGCCAUCGAGUAUGUAGAUGAAUUUGAAUGUUUCUUUGUUAGAGAGCAUUUGGAGAAAUGUAGCAUUACAUCAUUUGCUCAUUAAUGGAGCCUCUGCAGUGAAUGGGUGCCGUCAGAACGAGAAAUCAAACGGCUGAUGAAACAUCACAACCCACACCGCUCCUGUUUCAGUUAACAACUUUUGAAGCCAAAAGCUGCAUGUUUGUAAGAAAAAAAUCAAAUGCUAAAGUGUUUUAACUUUGAACAAUGCAUAUGUCUUACCUGAUUCAGGACUCCUAGUUUAUCCAGAAGAAACGGUUCAAAGUUCCAGCAAAUCCAUGAAGAUGUUUUUAAAUCACAAACUAACUUGUUUAAAGGUUGUGGAUUAUUUAUACUACUUCUAUUUAUCAGCCGUUCGGCUUCUCUUUCUGACGGCACCCAUCCAUUGAUGAAUAAGCGACGUAGUAAUGAUACAUUUCUUAAAAUGCGUUCUUGUGAAGAAGCAAACUCCUCCACAUCUUGGAUGGCAAGAGGGUGAGUACAUUUAAAUGUUCAUUUUUGAUUUCGCUUUCAAAUGUAGGUUUUUGAACGUACUGUUCCUUUAAGAUGAGACUACUGUUGCUGGAAAUGUGGAUACAUGUCAUGCAAUGUGGCUUAUGCAGGCUGGCUUAUAUCCUGUUAUUUAAAAAGUGUUUGGCAACUUUGGAUUAUAUAGUCUUUUAUUGCCGUUUCACUGACUAAUUCAAUUGUUGCCAAAUCAGCAUAUAUUUUCAUGCAUAUUGUUUGCUUGGUUCAGCGUCUCUGUCAGCGUUGUAACAGUGAUUGUUAGGAGACAGCGGUUACAUUCAUAUGUGAAAAAGGCACUGGACUGUGAGAGAAGCGUUUGCAUUAUAUCUUUCUUUAAAUUGCCAACACAUUUGUGAAUCAGAUUUUCUGAAAUUGUGAUUUAAAUGAUUUCUGCAUUAAAAAAAGUUGACCUUUUUAA
Puntigrus tetrazona (Sumatra barb) is the source of this 3214-nucleotide messenger RNA. RefSeq names its product hyaluronidase 2a (gene hyal2a). The record is from RefSeq and is a predicted model, not a curated record. Gene Ontology annotation, biological process: hyaluronan catabolic process; carbohydrate metabolic process. Gene Ontology annotation, molecular function: hyaluronoglucuronidase activity; hyalurononglucosaminidase activity. The transcript has 4 exons. The coding region runs from base 300 to 1706 and encodes 468 amino acids. Lineage: Eukaryota; Metazoa; Chordata; Actinopteri; Cypriniformes; Cyprinidae.